AUGUGCAGUCCAGUUUUAAAUCUACCAAGCUAUAAAGACCCUCCAGAGUGUAUACCAUGCUAUCCAGUGAAGGGUCUCCAAUGUUUACCUUGCGGAAUGGACCCAGUAACAGUUCGCCGACCCCUCAUAGUCCACGACAGCACUUUCGACUACCGCCCUACCAGUUACCCUGGAAUGCUGCUUAACAAUCAAGAUAAGAAAGUCAGAUAUCAGUUGGUCAACUUCCAAAGACCUACGUGGUGGUUGUCCUUCGCCAUGCUGUUCACCAUGUCAGCCCUCUCCGUGUUGUGGAGGAGCUGGCUCCCUCGUCACAGUUUACAGUCAAGUAGCACAUAUACAGUGACCCGGUGA
Molecule: messenger RNA, 351 nt
Organism: Pieris macdunnoughi
Lineage: Eukaryota; Metazoa; Arthropoda; Insecta; Lepidoptera; Pieridae
Source: the annotation of a GenBank genome assembly